AUGGCUGAAACUCACCACCUCCGCGCAGAGAAGCUCUUCUCGGUCAAGGACUAUGUCUGCGUUGUUACAGGAGGAGGUUCUGGUAUUGGUUUGAUGUGCGCACAGGGAUUGGCUGCCAAUGGUGCCAAAGUAUACAUCACAGGUCGACGCCAAGAAGUUCUCGAGCGGGCAGCAAAGUCCCACAGCCCCGAUGAUGAUGGCCAGAUCAUUCCUCUCGGCCCCUACGAUGUGACCAAGAAGUCCGACCUAGAGGCCAUGUCCAAGGAGCUCUCCUCGAAAGAAAAGCACAUCAACCUUCUCGUCGCCGCAGCCGGCAUCAGCAGCGAGAAGGCAGACCCCGACACCGAGUCCGCCACCGAGUUCAAGAAGCGAGCCUUUGAGAACGAGACAUUCGAGGGCUGGAGCGAGACAUACAACACCGACGUUACCGCUGUGUACUUCACAACUGUUGCAUUGCUGCCGCUGCUCCAGGCAGGUACAGAGAGCCACGGCCACCUCUCCGCAAGCGUCAUCGUCAUCAGCUCCAUGUCGGGCAUCAUGCGUCACGCACAGGGCCACUUCAGCUACAACUCUGCAAAGGGCGGAACAGUGCACUUGGCGAAACUCAUGUCGUCCGAGUUCACGAAGAUGAAGGUUCGCGUAAACAGCAUUGCGCCUGGGUACUUCCCCUCUGAGAUGACCACAUCAGAGAGCGACCACAAGCAGAAGUCUGAGCUGCCCGACGAGAAGAUCCAGGAGAAGGGCCAUGUCCCGAUGGAGCGUGCGGGGAGCGACGAGGAGAUGGCGCAAGCUGUCUUGUUCCUUGCCAAGAACAGAUACGUCAACGGCGAGGUUGUUGCCGUCGAUGGCGGUGUGCUGAACGUGGUUGCUGGACGAUAA
This is a messenger RNA of Dothidotthia symphoricarpi CBS 119687, 879 nucleotides long. Its product is annotated as NAD(P)-binding protein. Bases 1 to 879 code for a protein of 292 amino acids. The transcript has 4 exons. The record is from RefSeq and is a predicted model, not a curated record. NCBI's taxonomy places the organism in Eukaryota, Fungi, Ascomycota, Dothideomycetes, Pleosporales, Dothidotthiaceae.